Rhincodon typus (whale shark) is the source of this 6653-nucleotide messenger RNA. RefSeq names its product midline 2 (gene mid2). The record is from RefSeq and is a predicted model, not a curated record. Lineage: Eukaryota; Metazoa; Chordata; Chondrichthyes; Orectolobiformes; Rhincodontidae. The coding region runs from base 305 to 2377 and encodes 690 amino acids. Gene Ontology annotation, molecular function: zinc ion binding; protein binding. The transcript has 11 exons.
UUCUUCUGCUUUGGCGGUGUUUAACGUGGUUCUACUUCUCCAAGAUGACAGGAUUGUCAGCCGUAUACCAGAGUCAGCUGCUUAAAGCCAGUCAUAAAUUUUUCAUUGAAGACGAAGCGAGUUCCCACCAUUUCUGACCAGAAAAAGCGUCAAAUUAAAUCAAGAACGUGUAUCGCCAGGCACUGGGGUGGUCAUGUUACAACAAGAGUGAAGCUCGACCAGUUUCUGGAGUUAGACAUUAUCUGCAAGUUGCCAGCCAGCUUCCCUGGGUACCGCUGAUGAUGCAAGUUUGUUUUGCCUGAAGAUGGAAACACUUGUAUCUGAAUUAACCUGCCCAAUUUGUCUGGAGCUAUUUGACGAUCCUCUGCUGUUACCGUGUGCCCACAGCUUGUGUUUUAACUGCGCUCACCGGAUCCUCGUUUCUCACUGCACCUCCAACGAGACAAUCCAAUCGAUUGCUGCCUUCCAGUGUCCGACCUGUCGGUAUGUUAUAUCUUUGAACCACCGCGGCUUGGAGGGUUUGAAGCGGAAUGUAACUUUGCAGAACAUCAUUGAUCGCUUUCAGAAAGCCUCGCUGAGUGGACCCAACUCCCCCAGUGAAUGUCGCCGUGACCGGCCAUACAAGGAUCCUGUCACCAUGUCCUCCGAGAGGGUUCAGUGCCAGUUCUGUGAGCAAGAGCCACCGCGAGAUGCCGUUAAGACCUGUGUGACCUGUGAGGUCUCCUACUGUGAUCGGUGCCUCCGGGCCACUCACCCCAACAAGAAGCCGUUCACUGGCCACCGGCUGAUUGAGCCUAUUCCAGACUCUCAUCUCCACGGCCUGAUGUGUCUGGAACAUGAAGAUGAAAAGGUGAAUAUGUACUGUGUCACGGACGAUCAGCUGAUCUGUGCCUUAUGCAAACUUGUAGGACGUCACCGGGAGCACCAGGUUUCCUCACUGAGUGAUAGAUAUGACAAACUUAAGCAAGCAUUGGAAGCCAACCUUGCGAAUUUGGUGAAGAGGAACACUGAGUUGGAGUCACAGAUGGGGAGGCUCAUUCAAAUCUGCCAACAGGUGGAGGUAAACACUGCAAUACAAGAGAACAAACUAAAAGAGGAAUGUGAUGAGCUGAUGGACAUUAUUAGGCAAAGGAAGCAGAUCAUUGCUGUGAAAAUCAAAGAGGGAAAGGUUAUGAAGUUGAGAAAACUAGCACAGCAGAUAGCAAAUUGCCGGCAAUGCUUGGAGCGGUCAGGGUCUCUCAUCAGUCAAGCAGAACACAGCCUGAAGGAGAAUGAUCAUGCACGUUUUUUACAAACAGCCAAAAAUGUAACAGAAAGGGUUGCUAUGGCAACAGCAUCUUCUCAAGUUCUGAUUCCAGACAUUAACUUGAAUGAGGCUUUUGAGAAUUUUACCUUAGAUUUUUCAAGGGAGAAGAAACUACUUGAAAGCUUGGACUAUCUUACUGCCCCAAAUCCUCCAAGCAUUCGAGAAGAACUCUGCACAGCAUCUCAUGACACAAUUACUGUUCAUUGGACCUCAGAAGAUGAAUUCAGCAUCGUUUCCUAUGAGUUGCAGUACACUAUCUUCACAGGACAAGCAAAUUUUAUCAGUUUGUACAAUUCCAUUGACAGUUGGAUGAUUGUCCCCAACAUUAAGCAAAACCAUUACACUGUGCAUGGACUUCAGGCUGGGACCAGAUAUAUCUUUAUUGUGAAGGCAAUUAACCAGGCUGGCAGUCGCAUCAGUGAACCAACCAGAUUGAAAACUAACAGCCAGCCAUUCAAACUAGAUCCCAAAACAGCUCACAAGAAGUUAAAGCUUUCCAAUGAUGGCCUGGCUAUGGAACGGGAUGAGAAUUCUACGAAGAAGAGCCAUACACCUGAGCGGUUUAGCAGCCAAGGGAGCUAUGGAGCACUGGGGAAUGUAUACAUCGACAGUGGCUGCCAUUACUGGGAGGUUCUACUUGGUGGAUGCACAUGGUAUUCCAUUGGCAUUUCAUAUAAAUCAGCCCCAAAGAAUGAGUGGAAUGGAAAGAAUUCAUCAUCCUGGGUAUUCUCUCGCUGCAAUAACACAUUUGCUGUCAGACACAGUGGCAAAGAGAUGUCAGUGGAUGCUAGCCAUCAGCUGCGAAGACUUGGUGUCCUUCUCGACUACGAUGGUAACACGCUGUCAUUCUACGAUGCCAUGAACGUGCAUCAUCUGCACACAUUUGACAUUUCUUUUGCUCUACCUGUGUGCCCCACAUUCACAAUCUGGAACAAAUCAUUAAUGAUUCUGUCAGGCCUCCCUGUCCCGGACCCAUUAGAUUGUUUGGAGCAGCAGCAAGAAUGCAUUUGUAGACCCCAGGAAUCUCCUUACACAUCAGGGAUAAAAGUCAAAGGCCAGGCUGAAAUGUAACACUGACCCAUCCACUAUUCCCCUACACCCAAAAAAAAAUGCAUUAUUCCAGGUAGGGCUAGACUAUGCAUUGUGCCCUCUCAAGGUAGCACAAGAGCUGCCUUAGACAGAUUGACUGCUAUUAUAUUGAAUUUAUAAAUUAUUUAUGAUAAUUAUGUUCACAAUUUAUCAUUGGAGAGAGAUUGUAUUCCAGAAAAUGCACUUUCAAGACAUGCUUUUAGAUUAUGGAAAGUUGUUUUUAAUAUGUCAAAACUGGAAGAAGAUAAUUUUAUUAGAUCUGAAGAUUUGGCUUCAGUUUCUAGACGCUCGUGUAUUGUACACUAGACACACCUAAAUACUAGAAUCUGAAGAAAGUUGUUAUUCUUGUUUGCUGAGAGAAUUAUCUGCACCAUGGAGGGAGAGCUUCUGACAAUGAAAGGAGAAUAACAGCACACUGCAUGCAGCAGUAGAACAGUCACCAUAAAGAGAUAAUCCCCUGUUGCUGUUAAAUGACUAAAAAGGUGUGCAGAGAACAGAAACAGCGAGCAUGUUUAGACAGUGCCUCGAAGAAGAACCUAAUUCUAUCAAGAAAUUUGUCCUGAUGUAUUUCAUGGAUUAAUUAUAUUGUCAUCUUUGUUGUUAUUGUUUGUGAAUGAAAAGAAUUCCAUUCAAAGCUCUGUAUAAAAACAGUUCUGUUGAUAUAUAGAACUUUAACUGGUGUGUGUAAUGUAAAAAUGUUAAAAAUAGUAUAAAUAUUUAAUGACAAACUGGUUGGUUCUUCUUCACCCAUUUGAAAAGAUGAAUUAUUUUCUUAGCUGCUGUUAUUUUCGAAAAUGGAAGAAAUUUCACUGCAAUGUAGAAAUGAUACCAGUUCCAAAUGGAAUGGAAUAUAUUAAAGGGUGGAGUCUGUAAAAUUUAGAUAGUUGUGAGAUUAAAAUCAACCAAUCAAAAUCUGUCAUCCAGUUCUUCAGGCAACACAGGCAGGUUUCCUACUUUACCGCUUGGUAAAUUUGCUCCUUCCUCCUUCAUCUACAUUCACAUCACAAGGAAAUACGCAUUUGCAUCAGGGAUCCAGGAACCCAUGUCCUUUAGAUUCAGAAUUAACUGGGGAAAACAAGACAUAACCUCCAAAUUGAAUUGUUGGGGAAACUAAGCACAUACAACACUACUAAACCCGCAGGCAUUUCAAUGUAAAUACAUAAACAUUCCAGAAUCAAUCAGGGAUCAGGUCUCCUUAGCCAAAAAUACAGGAAAUGAAACCAUAUUAACAGGGGCAGCAAUUAGUGGCUCUGCAAUUAGCACUGCUGCCUUACAGCAUCAGGGAGCCAGGUUAGACUCCAGUCUUAGGCAAACAUCUAUUUGGACUUUGCACAUUCUCCCCAUAUUUGCGUGGAUUUCGGCCAUGUGCUCCGGUUUCCUCCCACAGAUGUGCAGAUUAGGUGGAUUGGCUCUGCUAACAUUAUCCAUAGUUCCCGAGGAUGUGCUGACUAGGUAGAUUAGCCAUGGUAAAUGUUGGGGUUAUGGGGAAAGAAGAGGAGGCUGGUCUGGAUGGGAUGUUCUUUUGGAGGGUUGGUGCAGAUAGACUAAAUAGGCUCUUUCCACACUAUGGUGAUGCUAUGAUUAACAUAAAAUUUAUUUUAAAAAAUGUGACUUCAGCUCUGGACUUGACAUUAUAUUCUUAAAGCAGGUACACAAAUGGAGAGACACAGAUGCUCCUAUAAAUGUAAAAUGCUGGAGAAAUAAAAGUAGUAAGUGGCAGUUUAACACAUGGAAAUGAUGUGUUGUUCAGGUUUUUAUAUUUUGAAUCUAAAAAGGUCCAAUUGCAAAGUAGGGUGCAAAAUCAUGGCUUGCUGACAGAACUGCUGUCAUUAUACUGAAGGUACAAUCUGACUAUUAAAAAAAAAUUCUUAUAAGAAUUUGUAAAACAAAGAUUGACUCUCAUUUCUUAAGUUAAAAGGCUGAAAACAUCAGGAAUUUCUAUUUAAAUUCACCCCACAUUGAUAGGAUGGAAAGUUGGUGAACAUGGCCUGGAUUUUCGGGGAUUUGGGAUGACAUGGUGAGCACUUUAAUAACACGGGUGAGCCCUGAUUCGGAAAUUUCCAGCCCUAUUCCCAGAGUUUCAGAUUUUUGAGAGUGCCUUUUAAGGGUGUCACCUAGUUCAGGUCACAAGGCUACACCCUACAUUCCUGACUUAGCUGGCUCCUCUUUACAAAUCAGCAUGGCCUAAACGUCUGCAAUUUUCAGAGUUGCACCAGACUUUUAAAGGGUCUUGCCCACAUUAAGCCCCUUCUCUUAUCAGAGCCCUGGCAAUGGGGAUGUAAAGGUACUAAUUACUAGGUCCUUUCGGGGCCUGGGCAUAGGCAGUCCUGCCCCCUCUUCCAAGUGGUGACUUGGAAAUCAGAACAAGGCCACAGAUAUUUGAGAAAGGAACAGAAUCUGAGAGGAGCAACAGGCCAGUGGUACCCAAAUGCUGCUAUGGGAUUUUGGGUGGGGAAAAAGAGAAGGAUUCUGCCAGGAGUGCAGGGUGAAUUAAAGGACGAAGGAAAAUGGGGUCAAGGAAAUUAGGCUGUGAGUGCUGGGGGCUGUGGAGGUUACAAAAGAAAAUGAGAAAGGGGCAGCUGCAAAUGUCCUGUGUUAAGAGGAUGUGAGAUGGAGAAAGAAAUAAGGAGGCAGUAAGGUGUUUGGGGUUGGAAAGGGGGAGGCUGCAAAGGAGAGGGAACAAUUUAACCUGUAAGCCUGUCAACUGACUGGGCACCAGAAAAAUUCGAAAUCACUAAGAUAAUGAAUGUCUUGCAAAGAAAGUUGGAUCUCUAGCUUAAGGUUGCACGAGUUCAGGAGCUAAUUUAUGGAGUAAACGGAAUGGAUGCUAUUUUUUAAGUUUAAAUCUGGGAUCGAGAUCUGAGAUGCAGUGAGUAAACUAAUAAUUGCCUCAGUAGAACUAUUGGUUUCUUUUUUAAAGAAAACUUGUAACUUGUGCCUGUUGUCUUUUUCAUUUUUUAUCGUAUGUGUCUAAUGUUUAAUGUUUUCCUUCUAUGUUGUGGCUUUUAAGUUUAAUGUUUUUUUUAAAUUGAGGAUGUUGAUGAAUUCUUCAAAUCAUACACAAGCAGAAUUAGAAACACCAUUGGUCAACAAGAAGGCAUUGUUACUACGUGAUGAUAACACAUAAUAAAUGAGUUCUGCAUAAUUCUACUUUAUAGAACCCAAAAUGUAUUGAGAAAAGUGCUGAAUAGAAACUAUUGUUUAGUUUAGGGACAGGGGUGCAUAUAAGGUGCUUGAAAGCAGGAGAAGCACUAAUGCUUAAUCUUCUCUGUCCCUCCCACUAUGUCAGGUGCUGCUCCCUCCCCACCCUCAUUCCAAUCCCCCUCCCACUCUGUUUAGCCAUGUCCCUCUGCUCACCCUCCUGGCUCCUCAUACCUGACUAAGACUCUCAAAACAUCACCUAAUCAUAUCUUAUUCUCCCCAUGCCAGGUUAUGUUCCUCCAUCCACUAUAAAUGGCCCUACAUACCUGCCUACACCAAGAAAAACACAUCACCGAGCACAGCACCCAUCUCCCUGUGGCCUUUCAUGACCCCAUGCCUAUUGACCCACUAUACACUGCAUAGAAUCAAUGAACUCCAUAAUGCCAAUAGUGUAUUUGAGAAAAAAACUUUAAGAAAGUCAUUCAUGAAUAAUUUACUGCUAUGUUCAAAAUUGCCAUUUUACUACAGGCCAAUAAAAGUAUCAUUCAUCUAUUUAGCUUUAAAGUAUCAAUAACAGAAACUGUAAGCAAUUGAAACCUCUUAAUCUUGUGGAAAUAAGCAUUGUGCAAUUGAAAGCAGAAAUCAGACAGCCAGAGCUGUCAAGCAAUGUUUUCCCUGGCCCAGGUUUUUCAACAAACUUGUGGAUAUCCAGGCUUUUGGAUGGUUUGUUAAACUCCACCCCAUCCCAUAUCAGCCGUCAAAAAAAGCAAGGGAAUCCAUUUUUGCUCACAUUAAAGAGUGAACAAUGUACAGGGGAAGUUGAGGGGUGGUCAAAUUAACAUUUAGCAAUAAAAUAACAGAUUGCAGUCUUCAUUGAGGCUGUUAGAAGGUGACAUUUACCAAACUGCAGAAAAUCUAAUCUGUUCAUGUGAAUAACAUUUUCAUGUAUCUUAAUUGAUUUUAAAAUUUAGUAUUAAAAAAGUCAGCAUCAAAAUGGCAAAACUACAAGUUAAUUUAAUGCAUUGGCAAAGAUCUGUAGCUCAGGUUGUGGAUAAGGUUGUUGACUUGCUUGCCAAGCUGGCUUGUUUUCGUUCAGACGUUUCGUCACCAUGCUAGG